Molecule: messenger RNA, 5857 nt
Organism: Lymnaea stagnalis (great pond snail)
Lineage: Eukaryota; Metazoa; Mollusca; Gastropoda; Lymnaeidae
Source: the annotation of a GenBank genome assembly
GGCACUCUACAAGCCCUCGUUCCAGAGCUCGGUGUACGUCUCCUUCGAGGCCAAGUUCGGAAACGACGGCAGCAGAAGUUUCGGGCCGGGUGACGUCAGCAUCGUGCAUACAGAUUUGGACAACCCACCCUGGUGGAUGGUGGACCUACGGGGCGUCUUCGUGGUGGAGCAGAUCGUUCUAACGAACAGGUCAGUGGCUAUUCUUAGAAUAUUACAGCGUCUCAGGACCCUGCAGGUGAUUAGCUUUGUUAUUGUUAUUGACAUGGACCCUGACAAGUCAGCAUUGUCGAUGUAUACAGCGUUUUCAUGUACACCAUUGUUCUGUACAUCAUUGUUAUGUACACCAUUGUCCUGCACAGCAUUGUCCUGUCCACCAUUGUUCUGUACACCAUUGUUCUGUACACCAUUGUCCUUUAUAGCAUUGUUCUGUACACCAUUGUCCUGUACCCCAUUUUCCUGUACACCAUUGUUCUGUACACCAUUGUUCUGUACCCCAUUGUCCUGUUCAGCAUUGUCCUGUACACCAUUGUUCUGUACACCAUUGUUCUGUACCCCAUUGUCCUGUUCCCCAUUGUCCUGUACACCAAUGUUCUGUACACCAUUGUUUUGUACACCAUAGCGUUGAAUAUAAAUUAUCGUUAAGGCUUGAUGCUCCACAGGACCACACAGUGCACUGAACAUUUUCUUUCUAAAGUGGUGACAAGCAUCGGUAAGGGUAGGCAGUGUUGGGAUUAGGCUUAGGGUUAGGGUUAGGGCUAGGCUUAGGGUUAGGGUUAGGGAGGUUCAAUGCCUAGGAAUGUUAGAAUAUUGAUUGUCCUGACUCUCCUCGUUUCUUGACCCAAGCAUUAAACAGAUGUGUAUAGCUUUUGAAUUAUUUUUGUUAUGUAGUCGUGCUGACAUAAGACCUCGAUAUUUUAAGUCAGCGAUGUUGAACCUCUUUCAUCUCGGAUGGCUCAUUUCUUUUAUUUAUCACGUAAGCCAGCAGCCAAAAAAACUAAAAUCACAUGUGCACAAAAAUCUAUGUUUGCUUGUUUGCAUUGUCAAAUGGCUGUUACAGAGCAAGCUUAAACUUCUUGUCAUAAGGUGGCAGGACAAAGUCCCUGAUACAGAGAUCGUACAACGGCUCACUUUGUCAUCGUCCUCACGCUCCUACAAAAAGAACAUGCCAGCAGGGCGGGGCAUGUUGCAAGAAUGCCAUACGGCUGACUUCCUAAACAGUUAAUGGGAAGCAAAGACGCUUUUAGGACUGUCUAAAAGCUUCAACCAAAUCCAUGGACAUUGACAUAGUUUUGUGGGAGACACUUGCUAUGGAUCGUACAAACUGGCGUGGGAAAACUCACUGUUUCAUCGUACAAACUGGAAAGGCAGACUCACUGUUAGACCGUACAAACUGGCAUGGCAGACUCACUGUUGGACCGUGCAAACUUGCAUGGCAGACUCACUGUUGGACUGCGCAAACUGGCAUGGCAGACUCACUAUUUGACCGUGCAAACUGAUGGGGCAGACUCACUGUGGAGCACAAUCCUCAGAGAAUAAUUGCACCGCUCACAUCCAAAGAAGGCAGACGACAAGGAAAAGCAGAAUCGACUUAAAUCCAAAACCACGUGUCUCAUGUGCGGGAUAGCUUUCCAUGGUAUAAUAUGGCUGGCAGGCCACCUGCCACUAUAAACGAGCACAAUGAAAUAAUAAUAUCGGAGGUGAAAGAACGGACAACAGCAGGCAGCCGUUCCUAUUGCAGCCUACAAAAGCUACUGGGAAGCUAAAACCUCUCAAACAGAACAAGGAAGACAAUAUAGACCACAAUCAUGCGAUCAGUAGUAGCGUACGCUAGUGAGACCUGGACCCUCACCAGAAAAGCAGAGAACUUGCUCAACACAUGGGAGAGGAAAAUCCUCAGAAAAAUAUACGGACCUGUGAUAGAAAAUGAUAUCUGAAGAAUUUGUACAAACCAAGAACUUUACCCUUUGUACAGAGAUCCUCCCAUAGUCACAAUGAUAAAAAAGGCAGACUACGCUGUGCAUGACAUGUUGAAAGGAUGCCAGAAUAAAGAACUGCAAAAUUUAUAUGCAGACAGAAGCCUAGGGGCAGACGACUCAUCGGUCGCCCUGGGCAGAGAUGGAUAGAUGAUGGGGACAUGGAUAUACACCAGUUUGGGGUUCGCGCAUGGAGGCGUAAAGCCAUAGAUCGCUCCGAACUGAAAGAUGUGGUGGAGUAACCCAGGGCCCUAAAUGGGCUGUAGCGCCACUGAUGAUGAUGAUGAAGAUGAGGCUACCUGCGUACUCAUGAUUGAAUAUAGCCUUGGUUAACUUCGCCUGUGAACGAUAUACAACAACAACACAGGGCCGGCUGGCGCGGAUGGUAAACAUAUGUUGCCAGACAAUGUUCUAGUAAAUUAUAUUUUAAAUGUAUAAACAUUUUAUUAAAAUAGUAUAUUAUUUGUAUGCCCAGUUUUUGGACAAUUUAAAAAAAAGAUAAGGACUGAGCCUGCGAACUAUGUGUUUAGUCAGAAUGAAGCAUUUGGAUUCAUCCAGAAAGCAACAUAUGGUUCAGGAAGAAUUCAACAUUUGAAAUUUCUUUACAUAACUAUUUUGAAUGAUGAGAGACUUUUAAAAUGUGGGGAAUCAGCUAUUAGUCAAACCUCUAAAAUAUUGAAAUCAGCUAUUGGUCAACGACCUCUAAACAUUGUUUCCACAGUUUUGUUGCCAAUUCCUUUAACAAAGUAGGACAAAUCGUUACUCCCUUCAUUCCCUACGGCGCCCUCCCCCUUCCCCCCCCCCGCCCCCCCCCCCGCCUUUUUUUUUUUUUUUUCUCACCCUCUCCCAGCUUUUUUUUUUUUUUUGACUAGGAAAAAUUUUGUUGCCUUCAUUUUUACGUCACUUUAAGGAUAUCGAUUAAGUCCAGGUCGGGUCAAUUCUAAGCUCAGAGUCACUAAUGGAUAUUAAAAGCGUAUGGGGGUGGGGGAAGGGGAGGACAUUCCAAGGUGGAGAGAAACGAGUGUUUUCAAGACCCCACUAACCGCAGGCGCAAUAAUCUGAGCGAUGACGUAUUUUGCGCUCGCACUUGGAAUUACGGCUCUUAAUUUUUACUUACUUUUUUAAAAAAAAUUUUUUUUUUACAAUUUUCCAAUUUGUAACAUUUGGCAUUUAUCUUAAAUAAUGUGGAUAAUGAACGAAUCAUUUAUAGAGUGUGCGGGGACUUUUCCACUUAUACAAUUUACACCAGGAACAUUAGAUUUUUUAAAACAUUUAUUCUCAAACUGUGCAUUACAAUACAUAAAGAUGUUUGAAUCGAGGGCUCUAAAAUUGUUCUUCUAAUGAACUCUGGUUGAUUUGUUUCAUUUGUUGAAACUAAGCAAUGAAUAAAUUCCAAUUUUCACACUAAAUAAAGUCAUUUUACUAAUUUAUGAUCAGAUGGGCGAAUUUCCAAAAUGGAACACUGGCAUCUUUAUUAAGUGAAACUGAUCUGAGUUAUUGGCUCUUCCCUGGCUUUUUGUUAAAGUUUUAUUUAUGGAUUCGAUAUUUUUUUCUAUAUACGUAUAUGGUGUGUUAUAACUCUAUUAAGGUGCCGCUGUGAACUGAACAGACCAGUGAUUCCCAAACUGUACUCCACGUGCAUUUGGGGGGGGGGGGGACUUCAUGUCCGUUCCCCUCCCGUUGUAAAAUUGCUCCAAACGUAUAUGGUGUGUUAUAACUCUAUUAAGGUGCCGCUGUGAACUGAACAGACCAGUGAUUCCCAAACUGUACUCCACGUGCAUUUGGGGGGGGGGGGACUUCAUGUCCGUUCACCUCCUGUCGUAACAUUGCUCCAACACGCAAUUAAUUGUCAAGACAUGGCGUGGUCCUACGGGUUUUCCAAUAUAGAAACUGAUUCUAAGAAGGGCUCUGCGAGUCAAAACUGUUCUUAACCACUGUCUAGACACCAUUAAUUGUAGCAUUCGUACUUAGAUUACGUUCCAAACUCAUGUUGAGAUCACUAUGCCCCUCUCUCUAGGCCCGACGACUUUUGUCUUCGACUUAAGAAAUUCCAGAUAGAUGUGUUCACAACUGAUCCACGGCAACUAGCUGACUUCCCCAGCGUGUCCGGAGAUGUCUGCUAUAACAGAACUGCCCCACUGGGCAACAGUACGUACACCUGGAACUGUACGCGCCCCCUGAUUGGUCGAUACGUCAGACUCGUCAUGUGAGUACCUGGUGCAGAAAAGAAAUAAACACUAAACAGCAAAAGUACAUAAUAUAAUGAAACUCCAAUACGUAACACAAUAAGAGUGCACAAUACAACAAAAAUACACAAUUGAGCAAGAGUGCGUAAUAAAACUAAUGUUUAAUACAAGAGAGGAAGAGUACACGAUACAUCAAUAGUAUACAAUAGACCAAGAGUACGUGAUCCGACCAAAUGCAAAUCAUGUCGAAAGUCUCCGAACACAAUUUAUCUCCAAACACUCCGAUUUCUGCACCAAAAAAAAAAAAAAGUUAAAAAGUUAAACAUCUGAGAAUUAAUUUUCAACUCUUUAACAAGUGUCUCUGAAAUGUCUCCAAAACAAAGCUUAUAGCGUGCACUGGUAGAGUCAUUUGACAUGUACUUUUUAAUGAUACAUUUAUAUUAGUUUUUUAUUUCUAUUUUAUGUGACUAACGUCCGUCUAGAAAAGUAUUAAGGGGGACAGAGGGAGAAUAUUUUGGAGCUUAUUCUUUUAAAUUUAAGAAAAAACUAAUAAUGCUUAUUUGAAAAAUAACUGGGGUUCAAAAAAAAAAAGGGGGGGGGGGGAUUAAACGAUAACCAAAUGAAAUUUUCACAUAGGAAUGAUCAUGUGAUUCCAUGCAACACUAAAAUUAUUGAAAAUAAUUUUUUUUUAAACGCUGAUAUGUAAGUGAAAAGCUUACGAUUCGAACGCUAAGGACACAGAUUUACCGAUAUUUUAACGCCCAAACAAGAUGUAAUCUAUUAAUUAAGUAACUUGCUGACCACAUACAUAUGACCUUUGGCCUAUCCAUAUCUGAUUUGCUGUUUGAACUUUUGUCCAUAGAGUUAAAAAGUAAUUCAAUAACAAUUAAUGUAAGACCCAUCCAUAUCCUCCAACGAUAACUUUCUGUCAAUCCUCGAUCUUAUCGCCUAGGUUCGACAACGACUACCUUCACGUCCUCGAGGUCGAGGUCAUGACGAGCGCCAUCCUGUCCGCGGAGGAAAUGACGUACACCGCCAUGGACAACACGCGGCUCGUGCAGGGAACCCACCUCGGCAAUCUGUCAGCGAUGUUCUCGGCCAUCCUGUGCGCCGGCGAGUGCUCCAGGCUGAGGGACAGCCUCGCUUGUACGGCGUUCAACUGGACACCGUCCACCUACGAGUGCCAACUGGUCAGGGUUGACCCCAGGAUGACGAUACCGAGCACGGCCCUGGAGUGGGCGGAUGGGGUGCAGUUUUUUCUCGAAGACAUUCAGGUGUAAUCUGUUCAACGUGAUUUGGUUGACAGGGUUGUUGUUUUUUUUAAUGUUCAAUGUCAUACACAGCAGAGCGUCGAUUAUCCGGACUAAUUGGGGCCCCUGGACUUUCGGAUAACAUAUUUUUUCGGAUUACUAAUUUUGCGGAUAAUGGAAUACACCCACAAAAAGAUUAGUUAAAUAUAUUAGCGCAUAGAAUACAAUAUAUUCUCAUCGCUUAGACGUAUGUUUUGCUCACGAAAAUAUUCGAUCAGGGCUAAUUAUUUCUUUUAUCGUUAGGAGUGAAAGAUGUAAAAAUUAUUUGUCCCCCCAGUCUGUACGAAUUUUCCAGCUCCCCCUCCAGCACAGUCUACCAAAUCUAAAUGAUCACUAAUUAAGUUAUUGUUGUCAGAAAUGGAGCUCCUUUACGGCUAAUUUCUACGCU